Stylophora pistillata is the source of this 1553-nucleotide messenger RNA. Its product is annotated as cytosolic iron-sulfur assembly component 2B. Gene Ontology annotation, cellular component: cytosolic [4Fe-4S] assembly targeting complex. The record is from RefSeq and is a predicted model, not a curated record. Lineage: Eukaryota; Metazoa; Cnidaria; Anthozoa; Scleractinia; Pocilloporidae.
UGUUCAAAAUGGCGACAACUUUGGAAAACGCCAACCCGACUAUUUUCCUGCAGAAAACGGAGCGGGAAGUUCUUCCUGACGAAGAAAAUGAGGACAUUGUGGAAAAGAUUGAUGGACGAGAAGUAUUUGAUCUGAUUCGUUCUAUCAAUGAUCCUGAACAUCCCCUCACUCUGGAGCAGCUGAAUGUUGUGGAGCAGUCUUUAGUAGAAGUGGAUGAUGCAAAUAAUUAUGUGAAAAUUCAGUUCACCCCGACAAUUCCUCACUGUAGCAUGGCAACCCUGAUUGGUUUGGCAAUACGAGUCCAGCUUCUUAGAUCACUGCCUGAAAGAUUCAAGGUUGAUAUCAGCAUAACUCCUGGUACCCAUGCCUCAGAAGAUGCAGUGAACAAGCAGCUGGCUGAUAAAGAAAGAGUUGCUGCAGCUUUGGAAAACACUCAUUUGUUGGAAGUUGUAAAUCAGUGCCUUACAGUGCGCCACUGAGGUGGCUCAUCAUAUUUGUAUUGAGUAAAAAAAAAUGUCUAUGGCUGCAAAAAUUGCACAGAGGGAUAUCCAAGGCAGUAAGUCAGCUUUUUACAGUUUGCCAUGACGGGUGGCAGCUCCAAGUAUGAUCUUCAUGUAUUUGCCUAACUGAUUUGGAAGGUAUUACAGUACUAUAUGCUCACUAGCCUUAAAAAAUGUUGGCACACCCAAGCAGAAGUUUCUCACCCUCUAUCUAGGUCAAAUUUAAAAACAUAAAAAAAAACCUAGAGGUUAACUUUGCAGCAACACUGAUGGCUAUAAUUCAAAUAUCUGUGGCUUAAUUAAAUAAACAUCGGCACAAGAUAGGUCUUCCCAAACAUCAAGUACCUCUAGGAUGCAGCUGUUGUUUACCAGUAGUCUAGUCUUAUCACCCAGGGGGAGGGGGGGUAUCUAAAUUCCAGGACCCCUAGAAAGGGGCUUAUUGUGGUGGGUGAUGGGAGUAUCAAUAGUAAACUGAGGGCCAAAGUGCAAGUCAUUAUUUCCCCCCUAUACUGUCACCCAAAUUUAAUGAAUUAAGUACAAAAACCUAUUACUGGUAUAUUUAAAAUGGAAACCACAGCAGGGUUUUAAUUCUAAGUCCAUUUUGUACAGCAAGUAACAUAACCUAGUCAGCUUGAAGGAUAAAACAUCAACCCACCUUACAAUUUUUGACUAUGGGGAGAAGGGAGGAGUGCUCAGUACAAAAUUAAAGCACUAGAUCUUUUUGGCAGUACAUAUAGGUUGAAUAGGUAGUCACAGACUCUAUCUCUAUCUCUUUUUAUUAUAAGACACAUUAUGGUCUGCUUUGUACAAAUUACUUUAUGUAGUUGUUAAAAAGCUCACAUCAUUAUUUACCCGAUGGUAUGAAAGUUACUAAUCGAGAACUUUUAAAUUCAUACCUACACGUAUUAUCUCAGUUUGUAAAAUGUUUGAAUCAUAUUUUCCUGUAAAUGUACGUUAAAAGAAUGAGUUAUGUUUGAAAAGCCUUAUAGUUGUAGAGAAUCCAGUUUAAAUAAUACAUACAAGAUAUCAGAAUAAAUAUGUUGUUCAACUUGA